GUCCGCCCGGGGGCCGCGGGCGCUGGGGGCGUGUCCCGGGCCGCGCCGCACCGCCCGCCUCGGACGCCGGGACCCCGAGGGCGGCAUGAGACGGCGGCGCCGGGCGGAGCGGGAGCGGGAGCGGGAGCGGGAGCGGGAGCGGGCGGGCGCGGCCGGGGCCCUGCUGGACGCCGUCGCCGCGCUCAGUCGGACGCUGCCCGCCGGGCCCAGCCCCGAGACCUUCCGCCGCGCCAAGUUCGACCGUCCGGAGGCGGCCCCGCCGCUCUGGCGGACGCUCUUCCUCGCGCUCUCGCCGCUGCCGGGCGACUGCGCGCCUGCGCCCCGGGCCCCGCCGGCGCCUCCGGCCCUGGAGGCCCAAGUCCGCCUGGUGAAGAGGGCGCUGCGCUCCCAGGGCUACCCCCGGCGGGCGCUGGCACAGCUCCCCGAGGACGGCGCCCGGGGCAGCCGCGAGCUCCUGCUGGCCCUCGCCUGGCUCCUGGCCCGCGGGCCCCUGCUCGAGCGGCUGCUGGGCCGGACACGCGUGCGGCUGGGCGACGAGGUAGCCCUGUGCCAGUGCGAAGCCCCGGCCAGUCCUGGCCCGCCGGCAGCCUGCGGGGGUGCAGAUGGCCCUGUGGACAUACGCCACUUGCAGUGGUUGAUGGGAAAGCUGCGGUUGCAGUGGCGAAACCUGAUGACCAGUCAGCAGGAGCAGUGUGCCCUCCUGGCCAAGAUCCACUCGUAUACCCGUGGCUGCCACAGUGACCGAAGCCUCGGCCACCUGUCUGUUGCUGAGACCGAGAUGCUCAGGGACCCGGAGGGAGGCCAGCAGCUGCUCCGGAGGCUGGAGAGUGAGAACGCGCGCCUGGAGGCUGCCCUGGCGUGGCGGCGCCGGGAGCUGGUCUUCUGGCAGUGGAUGGACACUGUCCUGGGGGCCUGCCCCCUGGAGGCCGCACAGCCCCCGUUUCUGCCCAGGAUCCCCGAGUCGGGGGCUGACCAGUUGGAGAUGGUGGCUCAGCAGCUGCAGGCCCUGCACGAGGAGCUGCAGGGAGCCGUGGAGCCCCGGCGGGCGGCCUGGGAGGCCAGGGUUGGAGGCUCGGGGUCCGAGUGGAGCGCUCUGCAGCGGGCCACCCAGGAGGCCGUGGGACAGGAGCUGGCGGCACUUCGGCGGGCCUGGGAGCAAGGUGGGGCCCCGGCCCAGCCCCACGGACCCUGCCGGCUGGUGAAGAGUGACGCCAGAGCCUCGGGGGGCCCGGGGCUGCGGGCUGCCGAGGUGUAUGGGUCAGUGGUGUUACGUACUUCCCCACCGUUGGGCAGCAGAUAUCCAGAACCUUCUCACCCCGUCAAGCUGAAACCCCGGCCCCGUCCGCACUCACUCCCCGGCCCGUCCGCUGCAUGGAUGAGGCUCCUCAGCUGUGGGGUGUUACGGAUGAUGUGCCAAAAUCCCUCCUCUGGGGGGACCCCGCCUGUCUAGGUCGCCGUGGGCCAGACGUGGACAUGGUGGAGACACCUGUGCAGUCCCCAGACCUGGGACGUGAGCGGGUGCAGGGAGCACAUGGGCACGGGGCUGCUCUCCUGGGGCGGGUGGGGGCUCAGCAGCGGCAGGCGGGUCUCCCCGGGUCCCGUGCUGGGGUCUCGCGUUGCCCCCAGGGCUCUUCACAGGACCCCCCUGCUCAAAAGAAACCUCUGACAGUUCCGUUUACGAAUAUGCAUUUGGGUCCUAACAACUUGGCAGUUCAGAACAAAAACCAGAAACAAACCCAAGUACCCAUCCACUGAAAAUGUUCUUUUUUUUUUUUAAAGAUUUUAUUUAUUUAUUCAUGAGAGACACAGAGAGAGAGAGAGAAAGAGGCAGAGACACAGGCGGAGGGAGAAGCAGGCUCCAUGCAGGGAGCCCGAUGCGGAACUUGAGCCCGGGUCUCCAGGACUGCGCCCUGGGCUGAAGAUGGUGCUAAACCGCUGAGCCACCUGGGCUGCCCGACAAUGUUCUUUUUUUUUUAAAAAAAAUAUUUUAUUUAUUUGUCAGAGAGAGAGAGAGCACGAGAGCAGGAGGAGGGCGAGGGGCAGAGGCGGAGGGGGACGCAGGCCCGGGCCGAGCAGGGAGCCCGACCGUGGGGCUGACCCCAGGACCCUGAGCCGACGGCAGACGCUCCGCCCACCGGGCCCCCCGGGCGCCCCUGAAAGCGGUCUUUCUCACAUAACCGUACUUUCGUGGGCUGCCGGACACCGUGAGGCCCCACGCGCCUUCUCACGCCCGAGACUGCGCUGCCCUCUGGGCCGCCACCUGCUGUGGCCUUUGACCCCCAGUCGGGGCAGCAGCUCCGGAAAGCCCCCUUUGCAGAGACCCCUGGAGGGGACGGCAGGGCAGCGCAGCGCCCCGACUGCGGGCCACCCGGCGGGCCGUGCGUACCUGUGUCCUGGAAAAGCUCAAAGCGCCUUGUGGUGCCCCUGAGAAUUGGCCGUGGCGCCCUCGGGUGCCUCGGCACGACCCUAAUGCGCGUGACGUUUUGUGUUGCGUUCUGCUCCCCUCCGCUUGGUGUUAGGUUUUCAGGGCUCCGUCCUUGGAGCUGUGUGUCCAGCUCGUCACUGCUUCCGUCCAGUGGGUGCGUGUCCACGUCCCUCAGGCUCACUCCCCUGCCGCCCCCCGACUCUGGCGUCACAGACCGACCGGGGACCGGGCGCGGGGGCGACCGACCCUCCACCUGGCUGUGCUCGCUUCCAGCCCACACUCCCACCGGCUGGGACGCUCCUGUCCCCGAGACCCUCCCCAGCUUUGUGUGGCGUCCACAGGUUUGCAGUGCAAGGGGCACCAGGUGCCGCCGUCGUCACCUGCGCUCGCUAAGCUCUUCGGGCCCCUCUGAUGCGACCGCCUGGUCGUAUCCCUUCAUCACUUGUGUUGGGGACUGUGCGUCUCUCGCUGGGUUUACUCAUCGUAUCCUCUCCAUCCUGUCACCUGCUCACACGCUUGCUCGUGGCAUCCUGUUUGCUCAACAGAGACCUUGGAUUUUGUUCUCACCAAACCGAUCAUCUCGUUGCUUCUUGGAGAGAAGCGCCUGGAGACUCGCGGCCUCUCCUACAUCCCAGGCUCCUCCGUUUCCCCGUCUGCGACAUUUCUUUCGCAUUCACGUGUCCCCUCAGCCAGAGCCCACCUAGUUCCCAACACCGCCUCGGCUCACUCGGACACGGCCCUUCCUGCCCGCCGGUCCCCUCCCGUCUGUGUGGGGACGUCCUUCCCGUCCCACUGUUCUGCUCCCACGCCAGGGGCAGCCUGUGGGGCAGGGAUCUCGACGCAGGACUCGAUCCCGGGUCUCCAGGAUCACGCCCCGGGCUGAAGGUGGCCCUAAACUGCUGGGCUACCCGGGCUGCCUGGUUUUGUGACUUUUAUUUUUUAUUUAUUUAUUUUUAUUAUUUUUUUUAAAGAUUUUAUUUAUUCAUUCAUUCGAGACGCAGAGAGAGAGAGAGACAGACAAACAGACACAGGCAGAGGGAGAAGCAGGCUCCAUGCAGGGACCUGACAUGGGACUCGAUCCCGGGUCUCCAGGAUCACGCCCUGGGCCAAAGGCGGCGCUAAAUCGCUGAGCCACCCGGGCUGCCCGGUUUUAGAAAGUUUUAGAAAGUUUUCUUUCACUCUUAUUUUUCCCACGAGCUGUUUCAGAUCAUAGAUUUCAAACUUCCGUAUGGCUCACCCCGAAGCCCGCACCUCUCAACGCGAUAACUUGCUUCCGCCUUGUUUUGGGGCUUCAUGAAGUCAUACGUUACGUUCGCUCGCGUCUGGCUUCUUUCCCCGGCCUUGGAUGCGUGAACCUCACGCGGGUUGGCUGCACGAAGCUGUCAUCCGCCCGCUCUUACUGCUGCCCGGAAUCCAUCGUACAGACGUCCUGGCUCUGCCCUGUGUCGGGGGCCGCGGGGCUGUCGCAGCUGUUCCAGGUGACGCUUCCCCGGCCAUCUGUUGCUCGCGGGCACGCACCGUGCAACCCUCCAGCCGCAGGGCGUGUCUGUGCUCAGUGGCAGGAGGCGAGGCCCGUUUCCUAGGCUGGUGCCCCGGCUCGCACCCCGCCAGCAGGGCAGAGCCGGGGGGGCUUCAGCGCCUCCACGCACACUCGGCCCCGCGGCCGUCCCUUGCCGAUGGCGAGAGGGGCUGGCCACCUCGUUGCUGCCCCUUUGGGAAGUGCCUGUUGGCAUCUCCCCCCGUGUUUCCCCUCGGGGUGUUGUGGUUCUUACCAACAUGUAGAGGUUCUUAGUGCGUUCUGGAUGGGAGUCCUCCGCCCGUCGUUGGAGCUGCAGGAAGCGCCUCCCUGGAAACCCGGGAUCGAAUCCCACAUCGGGCUCCCUGCAUGGAGCCUGCU
Nyctereutes procyonoides (raccoon dog) is the source of this 4322-nucleotide messenger RNA. RefSeq names its product tubulin epsilon and delta complex protein 1-like. The record is from RefSeq and is a predicted model, not a curated record. NCBI's taxonomy places the organism in Eukaryota, Metazoa, Chordata, Mammalia, Carnivora, Canidae. Bases 86 to 1450 code for a protein of 454 amino acids. The transcript is spliced from 10 exons.